AUCCGUUAUAUCAGGCAGAAUUUUUUUGAGUGUUUGCAACAAUAGCUGAUGUAAUUGAUAAUUAUCGUAAUAAAAAAUAACUGGUGAAAUUACAAUUUUCCAUUUUUGAAGAGACGCUUGGAACUGUAAAUAAAAACAAAAUUCGAAACAAUGGCGACUAAGUAUCAGAUGCCUUCGUCUUCACACUUACCAGGGCCUAAUAAUGGCCCCCACAAACCGUCAAGGCCCCAAACAAACCCAAAUGUAAAAAUAGAUACACUGGGAUCAAAGGUGGUGUGGUGUAAGAAUUUGCACCCCGAUGAUCUCAUGUAUACUGAAAUUGAAAAUAUGAUCACGAACGAUUCGAUUGUGAUCGAAAAUAUCGUGAAAGUUGAAAAUCCGUUUCUAAGAAAAGCGUAUCAUGCGAAAAAGAAGGAAAAACAGGCGCUUUACGGGGCAGUUCGAGAGGAAUUAUUGUUUCAUGGGACAAAAAAGUGCAAUGUGGACAAUAUUUGUCGCUACAAUUUCGAUUUUCGAUUGUUUGGUACUAAUAAAGGCCAUAGAUUUGGUCAAGGAGUAAGUUUCUCUCCAAACGCCAAAUAUGCUUCGUGGUAUUCUGAUGAUAGUUAUCAUAAAGUAAUGAUUGUGGCUGAUGUACUGAUUGCUAAUGUUUGCGAUGGUGAUGAAAAUAUGAAUUUACCUCCUCCUGGAUUUGAUACAAGCCAAAAGCCUGGUGGAAGUGUAAUCGUGAAGUACGAGGAUAAUGAAUUUUAUCCAGCCUAUAAACUAUACUAUCAUAUGGAUGAAGAUGAUGACACUGAUUCUGAUGAUUACACUGAUUCUGAUGAAGAUGAUUACACUGAUUCUGAUGAAGAUGAUUACACUCAUUCUGAUGAUGAUGAUGAUUCUGAUGACUCAUAUUAUGAAGAGGACAGUAAUGAUUAUUCAGAAGACGACAGUGAUGAUUAUUCAGAAGACUAUCAUAAGUAUAAAAAUUAAUUUCUUUAAGCCUUUGGGUUUUGUUGUUUGUGUUAAAAAUUUCUUUCUUUUCUCUUAACUAGUGACAUUUGUAAUAAAAAUUGUUUUGUAUUUUUAAGAAAUAUAAGUUUUCUUUUCGUUGUUCCA
This is a messenger RNA of Tribolium madens (black flour beetle), 1104 nucleotides long. RefSeq names its product pheromone-processing carboxypeptidase KEX1-like. The record is from RefSeq and is a predicted model, not a curated record. Gene Ontology annotation, molecular function: NAD+ poly-ADP-ribosyltransferase activity. Bases 151 to 978 code for a protein of 275 amino acids. Lineage: Eukaryota; Metazoa; Arthropoda; Insecta; Coleoptera; Tenebrionidae. The transcript is spliced from 2 exons.